AUGCCUGCAAUUAGUCGAUCACAUUUUUCAGAAAUACAAAGCAAAUCGGUUCCCAACGGAAACGAUAGUUUAAAUGAAGAACAAAUAGAACAAGAAGGAUUUGAAGAUGUAACAACAUCAUUAAUAUCAAUUCCGACUGCAGGAAGACGUUUUUGUCGCCAAUUCAGCGAACAAAGCGUUGAUGAUAUACGACUAGGCCACUUAUUUGAUGCAGACGAAGAAUCCUUAUCUUUUACUGGCAAAAUGGAAAGGCUUCCGUACAAAAUCGCUGAUAUCAAACUAGCAAAAUCAGGUAGAAAAGCCUUAUCAAUGGCUGAAUUUGAAAUGCCCGGAGUAAUGCGAUUACGAAAAAUAUAUGGUCCUACAAAACCAUUGAAAGGUGUUCGUCUUGCUGGAUGUUUACAUGUGACGGCACAAACAGGAGUAAUGAUUGAAACAUUACGUGAAUUAGGUGCUGAAAUUCGAUGGAGUUGUUGUAAUCCAUUAUCAACACAAGAUCAUAUUGCAGCUGCAUUAGUUAAAGCUGGUAUAGCCAUUUUUGCUUGGAAAGGAGAAACAGAAGAAGAAAAAUUAUGGUGUAUAGAUCAGACAAUUUAUUUUGCUAAUGGUGAACCAUUGAAUGCAAUCUUGGAUGAUGGUUGUAAUUUAACACGAAUUGUACAUGAAAAAUAUCUACAUUUAACACAUGCUAUUCAUGGUGGUAGUGAAGAAACAACAGCUGGUAUAACAAAAUUACGUAAAUUAUUAAAAAGUAAAAAAUUAAGCAUCCCAGUCAUUAAUGUUAAUGAUAGUGUAACAAAAUCAAAAUUUGAUAAUAAUUAUGGAUGUGGUGAAAGUCUCGUUGAUGGUAUUAAACGAGCGACCGAUACCAUGAUUGGAGGAAAAACAGUAGUAAUUAUUGGAUAUGGUAAUGUAGGAAAAGGAUGUGCAAAAACAUUGAGUGGUCAUGGUGCGAAAGUGAUUAUUACUGAAAUCGAUCCAAUUUGUGCUUUACAAGCUGCAAUGGAUGGAUAUCAAGUGACAACGAUAGCUGAAGCAUGUAAAAUUGGUCACAUAUUCGUCACAGCUACUGGUUCAACUGAACUAAUUCGUGGUGAACAUAUUAUGGAAAUGCGUGAUAUGGCUAUUUUAUGUAAUAUUGGUUCAGGUCAAACUGAAAUUGAUGUUGUAUGGUUAAAAGCCAAUGCAAUCAAAAUUGAAAAUGUUAAACCACAAGUUGAUAUUUAUCAUUUACCAAAUGGUCGUGCUGUAAUUUUACCUGCUGAUGGACGUGUGAUUAAUCUUUCUUGUGCUCAUGGUAAUCCAAGUUUUGUUAUGAGCAAUUCAUUUUCAAAUCAAAUCUUGGCACAAAUUGAAUUAUUUACAAAAAAAGGACAAUAUCCAAUUGGAAUUCAUAUUCUUCCAAAAACUUUGGACGAAGAGGUAGCCAUCGCACAUUUAGAAUAUUUAGGCAUCAAAUUGGAUAAAUUGACACCAACUCAAUCAGCAUAUAUAGAUGUACAUCCCGAUGGCCCAUUUAAACCUAUUUAUUAUCGAUAUUAG
Messenger RNA from Rotaria sordida, 1542 nucleotides. The record is from the annotation of a GenBank genome assembly. NCBI's taxonomy places the organism in Eukaryota, Metazoa, Rotifera, Eurotatoria, Philodinida, Philodinidae.